AUGUCUCAUACCGCAGUGCAGGGGAGUAUUGGGAGUCGUUCUUCCAUGGGGAUGCACACAUACAAAGUAAGUCAACACUCUUCUUUAUUACUAAUAUAUCUGUACGAGUGUGAGAAUUUCCAAGGUCGUUGUAUGGAGUUGAACGGCGAGUGUCGUAAUAUCUGCGAUAAGGGCUUUGAUCGUGUGCGUUCCAUCAGAGUGGAGUGUGGCCCGUGGGUGGGUUACGAACAGCAGGACAUGCGUGGUGAGAUGUUCCUGUUGGAGAAGGGAGAGUAUCCUCGCUGGGACACCUGGUCCAAUAGCCACCGUUGUGAUUUUCUCAUGUCACUCAGGCCAGUCCGCAUGGAUUCCCAGGAUCAUAAGAUCUGCCUGUAUGAGUGUGCAAACUUUGAGGGUCGUAAGAUGGAGGUUUGUGAUGAGGACAUCCCCAGCAUGUGGUCUUAUGGCUUCUAUGACAGAGUAGCAAGCAUUCAGGUCUCCGGAGGAACGUGGGUUGGGUACCAGUACCCUGGCUAUCGUGGAUACCAGUACCUGUUUGAAUAUGGCCCCUACAAGCACUGGAAUGACUGGGGAGCCAACCAUCCACAGAUCCAGUCCAUCCGCCGAGUGCGAGACAUGCAGACACAUCGACGAGGCUGCUUCGAGAUGACUGCGUAA
Tachysurus vachellii is the source of this 657-nucleotide messenger RNA. RefSeq names its product crystallin, beta B1, like 3 (gene crybb1l3). Gene Ontology annotation, biological process: lens development in camera-type eye; visual perception. The record is from RefSeq and is a predicted model, not a curated record. The transcript is spliced from 5 exons. Bases 1 to 657 code for a protein of 218 amino acids. Gene Ontology annotation, molecular function: structural constituent of eye lens. Lineage: Eukaryota; Metazoa; Chordata; Actinopteri; Siluriformes; Bagridae.